Penicillium subrubescens is the source of this 1533-nucleotide messenger RNA. RefSeq names its product putative GPI anchored cell wall protein. The record is from RefSeq and is a predicted model, not a curated record. The transcript has 4 exons. NCBI's taxonomy places the organism in Eukaryota, Fungi, Ascomycota, Eurotiomycetes, Eurotiales, Aspergillaceae. The coding region runs from base 1 to 1533 and encodes 510 amino acids.
AUGAAAAGUUUUUGCUUUCUAGCGGCCUUGGCUACGAGCACCAAUGCCCUCGCCCUGUUUCCACGCGCUGAAGUGCCCUGCUGUUUCAAUCUCAACGUCUCCGGAGAAGUCAUCGGUCCCCUUGGCCAACUGACUGAUGGCCAGAGUCGUGUUGGCGAUAACAGUCUCAGUCAAUCUCUGUUCUGUAUCAAUUCUACUGGAGUCAUUACCGACAGUACUGGAAAAGGCUGUAUCAUUACUCCGGAGACUACUCAGUUCCAGUGUGAUGAAGGUAAAUCAGGAACUCCAGGCUUCACCAUCUCGCCCGCUAGUCAAUUGCAGUUCCAUGGCAGCGAAUACUUCAUUGCUUGCGAGACUGGCCAGAAUGGUGGCAAGAACAUCUACACUACCAACAGCACUUCCGUCACAAAGUGCAAGUCUGUCAUCUUAACUGCCGACUCUUGCAUCAACGCUGGCAGUCCCCCUAUCGUUGGCACCUCCCCGGCACCUGCUGUACCAGUAGCCCCCGCUCCUGGCCACACUUCUGUGACUUCCGGUGCUACUGGAACUGCUCCGGCUCCUACUGGCGCACCAGCAGCUACUGGCGCGCCGGCCUCUAGCCUUAGCACUCAUACCUCUGCUGCAACAGUUAUUCCUGUACCUGUCGCUCCUGCACCAGGCCAGUCCUCUGCUACUUCUGCGGGUAUUGCGUCUCCCGCUGCGAGCUCCCAAACAAGCGCGGCCACUACCGCUCAUCCAACGACGCCCUGCCCCUCAUGCCAGUCAGCUACAUCCAGCGCUACGCAAGGCACAGGCACGGCGAGCCCUGGUCCAUCGUGCCAAUCGGCUUCUUCCAGCAGUAAUCACACUUGUCCAUCAUGUAGUGCGUCAGGCACAAAUGUGACAACUACGGCUUCUGGUCCUUUCAGCAGUGUGACUGGCUUUGCCAAUGUUACCAACAUAUCGAGUGCGCCGGUGACAUCUCUUUCCACCAGUAUCCAUCCCUCGAGCAGCGUCCAUGCCAAUUCGACUUCGACCACAGCGACUGCUACCUCGACGAGCGCGACUGGCUGCCCUACUGAUCUCUCUGGAGAGUUUCAAUUCCCCCAUCUAAUCGUCCGAAUCGACUCCGCUAAGCCCGAUACCCCCCACGGCACUGGACUCAAUGGAACUGUCAAUUCGACCGUUGCGACUACCUUCAACUUUGAUAUUCCACAGUCGUUCUCGGGCAAGACUUGCAACCUGGUCUUCCUGUUCCCUAGGAAGGAAGAACUCCAGACUACCUCGUUUAGCUUCAGCGGUGAUGGCAAGGUUGCCUUUGGCAAGCUUUCGUCAACAGUCACCACUUCGACCACUGAGAACAACGUUCCUUCCGUCUCGCAGGGCUUGGGAACUAGUGCUAUCUCUCCUGGUCAUUCAUUCUUGAUUUCGACCUUCUCGUGCCCGGCUGGACAGGCGAUAGCCUUUGAGAUGAAGAGUGCGGGAAGUACCGACUUUGAAUUCUUUGAAGAUUGGAACCCAUCUCCACUGGGUCUAUUCGUGACUGCGUGUUGA